Phoenix dactylifera (date palm) is the source of this 960-nucleotide messenger RNA. RefSeq names its product Pollen Ole e 1 allergen and extensin family protein (gene MOP10). The record is from RefSeq and is a predicted model, not a curated record. Gene Ontology annotation, cellular component: cell periphery. Lineage: Eukaryota; Viridiplantae; Streptophyta; Magnoliopsida; Arecales; Arecaceae.
AACUCCAGACCCAGAUAAUAUACUUGUCCUAAUGGAGGACCAGUUUUUUCUACAACUCGGGAGGAACAACUGAACUAAAAGUCGUGUACAUAAACCCCCUCCAAUCCAACGGCUUUCUCCAAUCCAAGCAAGCGUUCAACCCAACCUAUCAGAUAUUUCUUGAUACACAAGAGGAUGGCAACUCGCUACCUCCCUCUCCUCCUCCUCCUCCUCCUCCUCCCUGCCUCACUGUUUUCUUUUGCUGUUGGAAUCCCAUAUCAAGCACCCGAGAAGACUGAGGAGAAGGUGGUGGUGAUGGAAGGCAUAGUCUACUGCCAGAACUGCACCCAUGUUGGCUCUUGGUCAUUGGCCGGUGCGAAGCCCCUGCCAUCAGCCAAGGUGAGCAUUUCAUGCAAGGAUCACAAGAACAGGGUCUCGUUCUACAAAGCAGUCCAGGCCAAUGGGGAGGGAUUCUUCUACGCACCGCUUGCCGGCUUGAAGGACUACCAUGUGAAACGCCCGACCGACGCGUGCUUGGUGCGCCUGCUCUCCUCCCCCGAUGCUCGUUGUAAUGUGCUCACCAAUGUCAACUAUGGGAUUGAGGGAGCCCGACUUCAGGGCAAGAACAAGAGAAUCACGACAGGGGGCUACAAUGCCGAGAUUUACGCUGCCGGGCCAUUGGCUUUCCGGCCAGCCCAUUGCCCUCCAAGGACUCUAUAUUGAGUAGUGCGGUGUCUCCUGACUCAGUAGUGAGGACCUGACUGCGCUGUGUUAUUGGCUUUCCUUGCUCGUUGUUUGUGCACUUGUGUUUUCCUCCUGUGUUAUUUGUUUUGCUUGUGAUCUUUGUCUCGGGGAGCCCCGAGUUGGAGCUUUCUCCGUGUUUCUCCGUAAGACAGGAUAUACUGUAAUAGAUCGCGGUCAGUUUCCUGUAGCUUUCCCGUGUUUCUCCAAACUAGUUCUUCUAAUCGUGAGUUCUGUUCA